Danaus plexippus (monarch butterfly) is the source of this 2586-nucleotide messenger RNA. Its product is annotated as dymeclin. The record is from RefSeq and is a predicted model, not a curated record. NCBI's taxonomy places the organism in Eukaryota, Metazoa, Arthropoda, Insecta, Lepidoptera, Nymphalidae. The transcript is spliced from 17 exons. The coding region runs from base 160 to 2247 and encodes 695 amino acids. Gene Ontology annotation, biological process: Golgi organization. Gene Ontology annotation, cellular component: Golgi apparatus.
CACUAAAUUUUGUCGUCACUUCGCUGUCAACAGAUGACAAUUAAAUUCAAGUAUUAGCAAUGAAUUCGUGGCGCAGAAAGUAUAUAACAAUAAUAUAAAUAAAUGGCAUUGUGAUUGUGUUUAAUCUAUAUAAUUAUAAAGAAUACGAAUAUAAAGAAUAUGGGUAUAGCAGUGAGCAAAUAUUCAGAUAUUGCAAGUAAUGAGUUGGUGGCUAAAUUCUGCUCCAAGGAGGUUAUAUGUCCAAAUGACCCGUUUUGGAACCAACUCCUUUCUUUCAACAUACAGAUACCAACUAAUGCUGAUGAACAGUUGAUGUUUGACUCGAGCGCUGAGUCACUUCUACAGAAGUUUCUCCAGAACAAUCCUCAGACGGGUAACUUCGGGUCACUGGUGCAGGUUUUCAUCACCAGGGCCACAGAACUGUUGGCUGCACCAAAUUCCGACAAUGUAAUGCUUGCAUGGCAGAGUUACAAUGCUCUGUUUGUGGUCCGAGCCGUAGCCAAAUAUCUUGUUGAGUUGGUCCCCGAGUAUGAAGUCUGCAAACAUCUCGACGUACAAGCUGCUGUGGCACCUCCCCUGGACCAAUCUCGCCCGUCCUCCCCUCCAGAGACGGAACAGCGAAGCAACGAAAGUCGCGUGGAAAUGUUGAUAGACGCCCUCAUAGGACUCAUCAUUGAUGUGCCAGUUACUGACAAUACCUACUACCUACACAUGGAAUGCAUCAAUACGUUGUUGGUGCUGAUGUCUGUGUACAUGUUUUCUGGUGUACACGGGCAGUCCAAACUUGUGGAGACGUCGUUAAUAUAUAGGACUCUGUUCCAAGGUCGCUACAGUAUGCACGCAUCUACCCUCGUCAAGACGCUCCUAACCAAUCUCUGUCAGAUGAAGCCGGCCCCGCCACAGUUCGGUGACACGGGCCCAGGGAGCAUGCUCAUUAAUAUAGCAUCAAGUCUUUGGAGUAUAUUGACAUUCGCUCCAACCGCUCGCCAAACUAUUUACACCUGCACACCGCUGGACAGGACAGAGCUGAUGAGCAGGUUGAAGCUGGAACAUAGUGUGGCCAACCAGUCGUGUCUGCUGCUGCUGGCUCUGGCCAAUCAUUGCAUCAACGACGACAACAUGUAUAGAACAGCGUUGCUUCAAUGCGAGGACACUGCCGAAACAUCGACCAAAGAAACUAAUGGCAGUGUCACUCAGUCGACCGCACCGAGAAUUGACAUGGCUGCUCUCCAUAAGGCUUUAUGCUGCACCGCUGGCUGUGAACAUUCAACUCUACUGCUGUACCUGAUGCUGCACUCCUGCAAAGCCUACAAGAAGCAUGUCAGUCAGGUUCCGGAUAUAGAAAACCUGAUAGUACCGAUCCUUCAAGUUCUGUACAACGCUCCUGAGAGUAAUUCACACCAUAUAUAUAUGUCACUUAUAGUGCUGUUGAUAUUGACGGAAGAUGACGCUCUCAUUAAAAAUGUUCAUCUAAUUAUGCUAAAGAACCUUCCAUGGUAUACGGAGCGCUCAAUAUCAGAGAUAUCCCUCGGAGGUCUAAUGGUUCUGGUUGUUGUGAGAGCCCUUCAGUAUAAUAUGGCCAGGGUUAGGGACAAAUAUCUUCAUACAAACUGUUUAGCUGCCAUCGCUAAUAUGAGCUGUGAGUUCAGAAAUCUACAUCCCUAUGUGAGUCAAAGGCUUAUAUCAUUAUUUGAAACCUUAACAAAACGGAGGACGAGGCUGUGUAGUGAAAUAGAAGGUGAUAGUAUAGGCUUGCCGCAUCAUAUUUCCGUGUGUGAUGUGGAGAAGACAGAGGAAAUUAUUGAACACAUAGCGGUCUUGGAUGAAGUGCUCCGGAUGUUGUUGGAGAUUAUCAACUCGUGUCUGACACAUCAGCUGGUGAACAACCUCAACCUGGUGUACGCUCUGCUGCAUAAGAAACAGCUGUUCCAGCAGCAUCAGCACUUACAUAUAGCCCAGAAUAUUGAAAUGGUGAUAGGAUACUUUUCGACCCGUCUCCAGAGGGUGCAGGAGGGUGCCGGUGGUGAUCUCGGUGUGAAUGAAGUGCUGCAGUGUAUUAAGAAGGGCGCUGAACAGUGGUCCAGUGAUAGACUCAAGAAAUUCCCCGAUUUGAAGUUCCGUUACGUUGAAGAGGACAGACCCGAGGAGUUCUUCACACCGUAUGUGUGGGCUUUGAUCAGCGUCUGUGGUAAUAUAUACUGGGCCAGCGAAUGUGGGACGCGAGCCGCUGGGGAAUUGCUGGCGUGAUUGUUCACCGUACACCUGAUACACUCCACACAAACAAAGUUGAUUGUGACACCCCUAACUGACAAAUAUAUGUUUUAUUUCAUAUUAUUAUUGAUUGAUUUCUUUUCAAGUCACAAAUACAUUUAUUCUUGGUGUAUUGUCAAUUGUCAAUACAUAGGGUGUUCAGUUAUUUGUAAACAACAUUUCUAUCAAAUUAAUGUUUAUUUAUCAAAUAGUUGUUCAGGUUAUUGUAUUGUAUUGUAAUGACUAGUGACUGAAUGUUAAGUCCCCGUUACACCUGAUAGAUAUUAUACGGUAAUGCAAUAUAGGGUUAUCAAUUAAUAAUAUUUAAUAUAAAAA